AACCAAACCAAACCCGCCCCAGCUCUUAUCACAUAUCACUGUAUUCCUGACGCUUUCACAUGCGAUUAACGUUUUCCGAUUUGCUGUAAGUGCAGGCAGAAUAAUCUACACAUAUUUACCACAACUUUUUAACCUGGGAAAGAAUAAUGCUGACUUUAUGUUCAGUGCUAACUGAUGUAUCGAAAGAAGUGAUUCGGCAGACACUUGCGUGAACGCGAUAUUGAAAUCGCUGAUUUCCGGGUAGGAAGGACUAAGAUAUGACCAAGCUGGAAACAUGAGCGUGGAAUUACACGAGUUAAAACUAUCCGUCAACAAUAACGACGAAGUCGAAAGAAUGACUGAGCCAUACCCAGGAAAUGGGAGCUGCUCAAACCACAACAUACCAAAUUCCACUGAAGAUAGCCAGCUACUGUCAGAAAUACAGGUUCUUGAGAGCAAUGGAGCACACCACAUUGUGGGAAAUAUCCCAGAUGACCUGUCGAGGCAAAGUUCUAAUACGCCUGGGACACUUAACAGAUUGAAAACGGAGCUGAAUGAAUCAGUCUGUUGGAACCUAAAAGUGUGGAUGCUCAUUCUUAUCGGCUUCAGUUUAAUCAUUCUUGUCAUCUUUCUCCCCAUUUAUUUUUGCGCAGUUAAUAAAGAGGACGUGGAUGACAAGUACAGUGUUGCAGAAUUUGUGGUGCCACGCUUCUUUAAUGGAAAUUUUACACUACUCAACAAGAAUGUAACGCUAGAUGAACAAUCACAGUCCAAUCUUACACAAAUGCUGACUCACAUCUACAGAUCCUCAUAUGCCCUGGGCCGAUACUUCUCCCUAGCCACAGUAAAUCCACUGAGAAACAGCAGUUCUAGUGUUGAGUAUGAGUUGACAUUCAAGAUGCCGGAAGAACACAAACAGAUAAUACGAUACACUCUGAGCAAAGAGAUGGUGUAUCAUGUGCUUCUGCAACAGCUAUAUGACCAAGAUGCUGGAGACUCACUUUACAUUGAGCCGACUUCACUCACCAUGGAAGUUGGGAGUUAAAUGAGCUGCGUUACAGCCACAGUCAUGAUGUGCAAAUUUGUACAUACUCCUGUAUAUGAUGACUACAUGACACCCUCUGGUAUGGUCAUGAAAUUCUGCAUGUACCUGUUCUUAUACUGUAUCCACUGUUUUAAGAUAUUUUAUUACAUUAUUGGUUCUCAUUAACACUUCAUUGUUAAUGAGAACAUUUUCCUCAAACAGGUUCAGGGAUUCAAAGAAGUGUUUUUUGUCAGGUUUUUAAAUAGGAAGCCUAUAGCAAGUUUAUGUUUAACGUUUAGUCAUUUUCCUGCUCCUGGUCCUAACACACUUCAGACCUCGCUGCACUUUUGAUAUGGUCAGGAGUUCUUAUCAGACAUGUAUUGUGUUUAUCUAUUGGGUGUGGAGCUCUGCAUCUAAAGUCAAGUAAUGUUUCCAUCUGGUUCUAUUCCAUGAGAAUGUUUUGACAAGUCUCGAGUUUUAUCUCCAGUAAGAAAAUAUCGCUUUAAUAUAUUAUGGUGGUAUCUGUUUGAAUACUAAAUAUGAAUUCACUUUAUAUAUUUUUAUGCAUAUAAUUUAGUUUUCAUAUCUGUAUUUUUUUUUAACCAAGUGUUUGUAAGAGUCACAAGGUGGUGCUAUUGCUUCAAACAACAUCAUGUCAGUUUCAAAACGUUUGCUAUUUCCCGUUGUCCCUGUGGAUGCUUUAAUUAUUUAUUAUAUAUCCUAAUAAUUUGGUUAAUGUGUUUGGACUUUUUUUUUUGUAAUUCAUGAUCAUGAUGUUUUUCUUUUGCAAUAUUGUGAGCAAAUGCCAAUUAAUCAGUUUUGGAUGAAUUUGUAUCUUUGAAAAAAUAAACAUAAGUAAAUAUUUUACGAGCAUAUAGCUUAUGAAAUUUUUAUUCCCCCCAAGAGCAGUUAAUAGCUUCUGUUAAUGCAAGUGAGCUGUGAAAGUAGCAGCAGAUGCAACAUAGGUUGACAAAAAGUAUCAUAGUGCAUUUUCCUCCCCACAAAAUGAUACCGCUCUCACUGCAGAGAUCAUUUUCAUUGGAAAUCCUGGGAUCUGCUACAUAAAACUAAGCGAGAAUUCUAAAUGAGCAAUUUCUUUUGAAUUGCCAAUUAAAAUCCCAUAAUGCAAUGUCUCUCAUACACUGUGAACAAAAUCAGAAUUAGUGUUUGUGCGGUUUUCUUUGUAGUAUUCAUUGUCCAGAGAUAUAUCAUUUUUAUCAGUAUCAUUUUUAUGUUUUAUUUUGAUGAGAUAAGUUCUGGUGUUGUAGAGCGAGAGUCAGAAGUCAUUUGUCACUGUGUCAGUAAAUUGUCAUCCUGUGAUCAAUAAAGCAGAAAGGCAACUCACAUUGGCUACAGUCAGUCAGCCGAAGCAUGUUGGUGUCUGAAGUUUGCUUAGUCUUUACCCUGGAGCUAUAAAUAGUGUAGUACUGUAAUAGUAGUAAUGUUAGUCUUUUUUUGCCAAUAGCUCUUACACAAGCAUCAAGCUCACCGUGUCGAAAGUUGGAAUAUAUUACUAUAUUAUUAUAAGUGAGCAUAUUAGAAGCGAUUGAGGCAGUAAUUCCAAUUUUACACCUAGAGAUUAUUUCCAUCAGGUAUAAAUGGUAGUACUUAGCAAAGUCAGCCUGUUGAUGUAAGUGUGUUAUGAUUCAGGCAUGCAGGUUAAAAGCUUUUUUAUUAGCAGUUAUAAUAUUUAUAGCUUCAGUGCAGCUCUAAAGAAGCAGACCUCUGAUGCCAAACAUGUUCUGGCGAGCUGAUUACAUUUGGGAGAAGGGGAACACUAUACGGUUAAUUUUUGGCUGAUCUGCUGAAUCUUCAUGGCCCUGGUACAGCGCUUCCUAACCCUGCUCCUGGAAACUCCCUGCACUGAAUAUUUGAGUGUUUUCUCUGUCUAUGCUAGUAAAGUGUUUCAUCAUGCACAAGGCAGAGUAAAUCUAGUUUCUAAUAAAGCUCUUAACAAGAUCA
This is a messenger RNA of Ictalurus furcatus (blue catfish), 2965 nucleotides long. RefSeq lists its product as uncharacterized. The coding region runs from base 275 to 1024 and encodes 249 amino acids. The transcript is spliced from 8 exons. NCBI's taxonomy places the organism in Eukaryota, Metazoa, Chordata, Actinopteri, Siluriformes, Ictaluridae. The record is from RefSeq and is a predicted model, not a curated record.